Messenger RNA from Esox lucius (northern pike), 1523 nucleotides. RefSeq names its product eukaryotic translation initiation factor 4A3 (gene eif4a3). Gene Ontology annotation, molecular function: mRNA binding; ATP binding; RNA helicase activity. The record is from RefSeq and is marked provisional. Gene Ontology annotation, cellular component: catalytic step 2 spliceosome; nucleolus. NCBI's taxonomy places the organism in Eukaryota, Metazoa, Chordata, Actinopteri, Esociformes, Esocidae.
GACACAUGCGGCGCCCGCCAGCAGUCAUUUUCUACUUCGCAUAGCACCAGAACGCGAGCUGGUGAAGUUGUCGAUUUCAUUUGUAAUUGUAUAUUUUAAACAGGCUGAAAAAAGACAUGGAGGUAGCCAACGUAACACGAACGAAGCGUCUGUUGAAAGAGGAAGACAUGACCAAAAUCGAGUUUGAGACCAGCGAGGAGGUCGAUGUCACUCCUACCUUCGACACGAUGGGCCUGCGAGAGGAUCUCCUCCGGGGAAUCUACGCAUACGGUUUUGAGAAGCCAUCUGCAAUCCAACAGAGAGCUAUUAAACAGAUUAUCAAGGGAAGAGAUGUCAUUGCACAGUCUCAGUCAGGAACCGGAAAGACUGCCACAUUUUGUGUAUCAGUAUUGCAGUGUCUGGACAUUCAGGUGCGGGAAACCCAAGCACUGAUCCUGGCCCCCACUCGAGAGUUGGCUGGACAGAUACAAAAGGUGCUCCUUGCCCUGGGUGACUACAUGAACGUCCAGUGUCAUGCCUGCAUUGGAGGGACAAAUGUGGGCGAGGACAUUCGUAAACUGGACUAUGGCCAGCAUGUGGUUGCAGGGACCCCUGGGAGAGUGUUUGAUAUGAUCCGCCGGAGGAGUCUGAGGACGCGUGCCAUCAAGAUGCUGGUGCUGGAUGAAGCAGAUGAAAUGCUUAAUAAGGGUUUCAAGGAGCAGAUCUACGAUGUGUACCGGUAUCUGCCCCCUGCAACCCAGGUGUGUCUGAUCAGCGCUACACUGCCCCACGAGAUUCUGGAGAUGACCAACAAGUUCAUGACCGACCCAAUCCGCAUCCUGGUCAAACGUGAUGAGUUGACUCUGGAGGGCAUCAAGCAGUUCUUUGUGGCUGUGGAGCGUGAGGAGUGGAAGUUCGACACCUUGUGUGACCUGUACGACACGCUUACUAUCACCCAGGCUGUGAUUUUCUGCAACACCAAGAGGAAGGUUGACUGGCUGACUGAGAAGAUGAGGGAGGCAAACUUCACUGUGUCCUCCAUGCACGGAGACAUGCCCCAGAAGGAGCGAGAGUCAAUCAUGAAGGAGUUCCGAUCCGGAGCCAGCCGAGUGCUCAUCUCAACUGAUGUGUGGGCUCGAGGUUUGGAUGUGCCCCAGGUUUCCCUGAUCAUUAACUAUGACCUGCCCAACAACAGAGAGCUGUAUAUUCACAGGAUUGGUCGUUCUGGUCGUUAUGGCCGCAAGGGUGUGGCAAUCAACUUCGUGAAGAAUGACGACAUCCGUAUCCUCCGAGACAUUGAGCAGUACUAUUCCACACAGAUUGAUGAAAUGCCAAUGAAUGUUGCUGACCUGAUCUAAGAUGCUGGUGAAGGAAUUUGAGCGACAGCUUUCAUUACAUUGGACCCCUUUUCUUUACUGUUGGAAUUCCUGUUUAAUUAUAAUUUUUUUUAAAUAGUAGCUUUGGAACUCUUUAAAUUUGUGAUGACUGUUUUCUUAGGGAAAGACCUACUGCGAAAUCUGUUUUGUAAAUAAAGAACUUUUGUU